GCAGUAUCGUAGAGGUCCUCGGUUGUCUCAUAGGGAGAUAAUGCGGCGAAAACCCCACGAUCAGUUAGCUGGUAGCUUUUGGCAGUCAGGCUUUCUUUAACACCAUAGCAUGGAGAGGCGGGCACCUCGCCGUUGCUACGAAGCGGCUUUUGUUCUUGGCAUUGUUAUUGGAGACUUGCGGAGUCCUUUGGAGGCACUCAUGGUUGGUUGAAUGGAGGCUGACGUGAUUUUCUCACUUACAAAAAGGAAAAAGAACAUCGCCAACCCCGAUACGAAACGAUAGUAAAGCUGGAGGGGCUCAAGGCAGGACUUAUUGUUUCACUGGCGGUAUCUGUUGUUGCGUUAUACCUAAUCCAGGGUUUCGUCUCGAUUGUAAUCCUCAAACUUUCGGAAGACAAACGAGCAUUACCAAUCCAUGGGUUUCCAACUCUGGGGGAUCAAGCCACCGAACCAUCACCAUAGCCAGCCUCAGCUUUGGCGCCGCUGUCCCUGGGCCCGGUGUAGGGAAUGCCCUUGGGUAUCCAUUUUCACUCGUACCCGCUUCCUUCCGAUGAACUUGGAGGGUGGAGCGCUAAUCAAAAAGUGCUCAGAUAUGACUGGAUCCACUACUGCUCGGAAAGAGCUCAGAAAAUUAAGCCUACCAAACUUGUGUUUGACCUGGCGGACUUGGGGGGAGUUCAGUCGAUAUGGAAUCUGGUUGCCUAUGCUGUGGGGAAGAUAUGAAGCCCAGCGAAAUCUCGAACCAACCACUUACCAAGCCUUCCCCAAUUUUAUUUUUGGAUGGUAAGAAUAAUGUUGAUUCUAAUAGUAAGCAAAAGAGGGGUGUUGUUUGUUGAUUAUAUGUAGCUGCAUCUUCCAACUGGGCUCCAUAUCCAGAUUUCCUGAU
This is a messenger RNA of Tuber aestivum (summer truffle), 886 nucleotides long. NCBI's taxonomy places the organism in Eukaryota, Fungi, Ascomycota, Pezizomycetes, Pezizales, Tuberaceae. The record is from the annotation of a GenBank genome assembly.